AUGAUUAAUGAGGAUUUCUACUACCUAACCCUAGAAGGCGUGACCGUCGACGGUGGGUCGACUCAGUACCUCCGACCCGACGGGUCGGAGGACGAGGAAAACAAGGGCAACAUUAUAAUCGACUCGGGGGCAGCAUUGACAUAUUUGCCCUUGGAGAUUUACGAGGGGUUGGAGGCGGAUCUUGUGAAGGCAGUGAGCGGUCAGAGGGUUGACUCACCAUACGGGUCGUCCAACCUGUGCUACCAGGGAGAGGAUUUCCAAGCGCCAUCGGUGGUGAUGCAUUUUAGUGGAGGAGCUGACGUGGUGCUGGAGCAGGAUAACACAUUUACUAAUUAUGGUCAGGGGAUUAUGUGUCUGACAAUGGUGCCGAUGUCACCGAAUGACAAUGGCCUUCCAAUUUUUGGGAACUUGAACCAGAUGAAUUACUGGAUCGAGUACGAUAUUGUUGGGAAGAAGGUCAAUUUUAAAAAGAGCGACUGUGCAGCCGAAAGCGCCGCACGUUUGAUUGGUUAA
Striga hermonthica is the source of this 513-nucleotide messenger RNA. Lineage: Eukaryota; Viridiplantae; Streptophyta; Magnoliopsida; Lamiales; Orobanchaceae. The record is from the annotation of a GenBank genome assembly.